Colletotrichum truncatum is the source of this 2694-nucleotide messenger RNA. Its product is annotated as ATP-dependent RNA helicase DBP10. Lineage: Eukaryota; Fungi; Ascomycota; Sordariomycetes; Glomerellales; Glomerellaceae. The record is from RefSeq and is a predicted model, not a curated record. Gene Ontology annotation, molecular function: RNA helicase activity; ATP binding; RNA binding. Gene Ontology annotation, cellular component: nucleus.
AUGCCUCGUCGCGCAGUCUCUCCGACGCCCUCCGACGGCGAAGUCGACAUUGCUGACUCUCUGUUCAACACGAAUGCCGAUGACAGUGGAAGCGAAGGCGGACAAGAUGCGGGCUUCGACUUUGACGUUGACGGAAUCCUGAAUGGCGAUACCGAGGAGGCCGAGGAUGAUGGCGAUGAAGCCUUCAUUGCACUCAAGCAGGCGGCUUCUUUCCGCAAGUCCUCCAACUUGAAGGGCAAGUCUGUCAAGAAGGGCGGUGGAUUCCAGGCCAUGGGUCUUAAUGCAAACCUCCUCCGGGCGAUCACGAAGAAGGGAUUCUCCGUUCCCACGCCGAUUCAGCGAAAGACGAUUCCUUUGAUCAUGGAUCGUAAAGAUGUCGUGGGUAUGGCAAGAACCGGUUCCGGAAAGACGGCUGCUUUUGUCAUCCCCAUGAUCGAGCGUCUCCGCACUCACAGCGCCAAGAUCGGUACUCGCGCGCUGAUUCUGUCGCCAUCUCGUGAACUGGCUAUUCAGACGCUGAAAGUUGUCAAAGAGUUCAGCAAGGGAACAGAUUUGAAGUGUGUCGUGCUCGUCGGUGGUGACAGCAUGGAGGAGCAGUUCAGUCUCAUGUCCUCAAACCCUGAUAUUGUCAUUGCCACGCCCGGUCGUUUCCUCCAUCUUAAGGUCGAAAUGGGUCUGGACUUGUCGACGAUCAAGUAUGUGGUUUUUGACGAAGCCGAUCGUCUUUUCGAGAUGGGUUUCGCUGCCCAGCUUACUGAGAUUCUUCAUGCACUUCCCCCGUCGAGGCAGAGUUUGCUGUUCUCUGCCACGCUGCCAGCCUCUUUGGUUGAAUUCGCUAGGGCCGGUUUGCAAGACCCGAGUCUGGUCAGAUUGGACGCCGAGUCCAAAGUGUCCCCCGACCUCGAGAGUGCAUUCUUCUCCGUCAAGGGAGCCGAGAAGGAGGCUGCUCUUUUACAUAUCCUACAUGACGUUAUCAAGAUGCCUAUGGGUACUCCUGACGGAGUUCCGUUGGAUGUCGCGCCAUCAAAGAAGAGGAAGCGCGGCGAAUCGGGCGGAGAAGGAAAGCCUACGGAGCACUCUACCAUCAUUUUCACAGCCACGAAGCACCACGUCGAAUACUUGGCGCAGCUUCUUAUCAAGGCUGGAUUCGCCGUGUCAUACGUAUACGGUUCUUUGGACCAAGAGGCCCGUAGAAUCAACACCGAGAACUUCCGCCAGGGACGCGCAAACAUUCUGGUAGUCACGGACGUCGCCGCCAGAGGUAUUGAUAUUCCCGUGUUGGCCAACGUCAUUAACUACGACUUUCCCCCGCAACCAAAGGUCUUUGUUCACCGUGUUGGACGUACUGCUCGUGCCGGCCAGAGAGGUUGGGCUUACAGCAUUGUGCGUGAACUCGAUACGCCGUACCUGUUGGAUCUCCAACUCUUCCUCGGCCGUAGACUUGUCGUGGGCCAUGAAAGCGAGAAGCCAUCUUACGCCCAGGAUGUGGUUGUUGGCGGACUCGGACGAGACAGAAUUGAAAUCAACAUGGAAUGGUUGAACAAGGUGUUGAAGGAGGAUCACGACAUCGAGGCACUUCGCAAAGUAUCUACUAAGGCAGAGAAGCUGUAUCUCAAGACCCGUCACUCAGCAUCUAGUCAGAGCGCGAAGCGUGCUCGUGAAAUUGUCGGUACCAAGGGCUGGAGCCAGCUUCACCCUCUAUUCGGCACUGCUGCCAACGAUGUUGAGCAGGCGCGCAACGAGAUGAUGGCCAAAAUCAGCGGUUUCAGGCCGGCCGAAACUAUUUUCGAAAUUGGACGUGGAGGCAAGGGCUCGAACAACGAGGCAGUAGAAGUGAUGAAGCAACUGCGCAAGCGCAUUACCCCGCACCGCGGCAACAAGGUUGAAGAGGCCGAGUCCGACGAUGAGAUGCAGGACUUGGACGAGGCAGAGAACGACUCAGACGACAACUCAGACGAGGAUAGUGGAAAGGCCAUGCAAGUCUACGACUCAGACGACGACGAUAAUGAUGGUUUCGAGGUCACGAUUUCGAACACUGGAGAGAAGAAGAAGAAGCCGGACUCAUGGCGCGACUCUGAGGUCUUCAUGUCCUACACCCCUCGUACCAUCAACGCGGCUGAGGAGCGUGGCUACGGCGUCAGCACUGGCGCGCAGACGUCUAGCUUCGUCGAGGCGGCCCGCGACGCGGUGAUGGACCUCACAAAUGACGAGACGGCUAAGGGCUUCGGUGAACCUACCAAAACGCGCGGAAUGCGGUGGGACAAGAAGCAGAACAAGUACGUCGCACGUGCCAACGACGAGGACGGUUCCAAGGGUUCCAAGUACAUCCGCGGCGAGUCUGGCGUCAAGAUUGCCGCGACAUUCCAAAGCGGCCGUUUCGACAAGUGGCGCAAGGCGAACAGGCUGGGAAGGAUCCAGGUCGGUGGCAUGGAGAAAUCGAACGUGGCAGAGCUGCCAAGCGGCCCGCGGUACAAGCACAAGCAGGAGAAGGCACCGAAGCAGGCGGACAAAUACCGCGACGACUUCCAGGUGCGCAAGAAGAGAAUUGCCGAGGCGAAGGAGAAGAGAAUUGGAAGAUUCAAGGAUGGAGAGGGCAGCAGGAAGGAGAUCAAGGGUGCCGAGGAUAUCCGGAAGGCGAGACAGGAGAAGGAACGGAAGAGAGAAAAGAACGCCAGACCUUCCAAGAAGAGGUAA